This is a messenger RNA of Truncatella angustata, 1782 nucleotides long. RefSeq lists its product as uncharacterized. Lineage: Eukaryota; Fungi; Ascomycota; Sordariomycetes; Amphisphaeriales; Sporocadaceae. Bases 1 to 1782 code for a protein of 593 amino acids. The record is from RefSeq and is a predicted model, not a curated record. The transcript has a single exon.
AUGUCCAACCGCGACGAUCCAUAUAGUGCUUCUGCCAUCGACGGACUUAAACCUGGUCCUCAGGCUAGGUCUUUAUCGUCAUUUUCUAAACAAGAUGGGUGCACUGAGAGAUCUAAAGGAUGGCAUACGGUCGACAGGCAGUGGUCCGCCGUGGCUGUGGAGGAAGAUGGCGAGCUUGAUGACUCCAGCGCUGGCGAUCACUUCAGUAAUCUGCAAACAACGUCUUGCACAUCAUCUAUUGCAACUGGUGUGGGCUUCAUUGACUUUACUCAUGCACCGCCACUUCCGUCGGGACGCUCUUCAGCACACAUCAAACACAUCGCAGUAAAUAUGGACAAACUUUAUGCCGCGUACAGUGAGCGUCAUGCAGCAGCGGAUCGCCCUGGUAGUCUUAGCUCAGGAGUCAAUAGAGAGGUUAGAGGGCGUCAACAUAGCGCAACCAAGCCACGUAGUAGUGCUGUUGCUCUUUCUACUGGCUUCGAUCAGGACCAAGCUUCGGUAGAUUCCGAAAAUAGCUCGAUAGAUAACGAUUCAGUAUAUGAGAGGCGGCAUAUUUUUUCUAUGUCAGAAAAUCGAGACUAUAGUAUACGAAGACUUGUUUCGUUGACAGACCUCGAGGAGGAAGCAUCAGACUUAGAUGUGACAAGUGAGUCUGACCCAGAUACAGACGAAGGAGGGUCUACUGGGACGAUCGAGCUGUCGCUGUUUCGGAGGCGAUUUAGGAGGUUACAAGAGCAGAGAAGCGCGCAACGGUCCGCUUGGACGCAGGUCGACAACCAACGUGCUGUUCUAUUUGAUAUCCGUCAGAGACGUACUCAAGCAAAUAGUGACUUGCGCAUGGCCAUACAGAAACUCUUACCUCAAAAUCCUCAACUGGACCAGCUAUUCAAGGAAGCACAACGUAGCGAUCUUAACCUACAGGCGGAAGAAGCAACUUUAUACGAGCUUAUCGACGAUUACCACGAGGGGGAAUUACAAGUCGAGCUGGAAGAGCAUCAAUUUUUCACGAACCAGUCAAUACCGCGCUCGCCUUCCGUGGCUUCGCUUCGCGGAAUCGAGGGCGUAAGGUCACGCCUUGUGCAUCCCUUAUUUGAAAGGUUUGAGAAUGCCUUGAUGGAGCUUCGAAAUCAGAUCGAAUGGCAGAAUUAUGUUAAAUCAAAGAAGCAGUUACUAGAAUCUAUGCUGCCGAAGGACUUGACCGAAGAUGACAGUCAUUUCUUACGGGACUAUGAACUGUAUGAGCGGAAGGCCCAAGAUGAUGUCAACCACUGGUUUGCCACUUCUACAAGGCUUGAGCAGGAGUGCCGACUGAAGCAAGUUAUUCCGGAAGCAUCUCCCUUCCAGCAAGAAGGAUACUGGCGUAACCCUACCCCCCCGGACGAGAUCUUUCUGGAGCAGCCAGAACCCCCGGAAUACUCACAAAAGCCCGGCCCCAAGUCACUUGCUCACCCGCUCUACCCAUAUCUCCUCUCCAACCCCAAGCAUCUACUUCAGGAUCCGAUACCUCGUACGGCCAAGGAGUCUCUGCGGAUGGCAGCUUCUCUUCCAUCAGCCGUCAAACAAAAAGACAAGUUUGUUGAAGAAGCAAAGAAAGAAUUUGGAAUAGAACAUUUACUUGCAAUCUCCGAAAAUGAAAGUAAGGAGGACUACAUCAAUCGAUGGCUUCUCCAGAAACUGCGGUUGUCGCCUUUGGAGGUUGAAGUGCUUUUCGGCACAUUUUGCACAAUUUUCAAAGGUUUCGACAUAGAUAAAUGGCAGCAUGAUGUCUUAAGUUUCUGGUAG